AUGCCACAGCCCCUUCAUGGUAUUAUUAUCUACGGCCACCCGGAGGGUGAGCAUAUGAUUGUGCAUCUGGCCGAGGACGACGAUAAUGUCGACAUCCCGGUGAUACAUGUCGAACAUCUUGACGAUGAUCUUGGUGACAGAGAGAUUCAUGACAUUGUUAUUCUCGAGUUACCCUCUCUGGUUGUGUCUGUUGUUGAUAUUUCAUCUACAGCGUCUAGUGUUGCUCCCUCUACUCACACCCCUGCAUCAUCCCCUGAUACUGUACUACCCACCCAGACUGAUGUACCACCUAUCCCCACUACUGACCCCAUGCACCUACCAGGAUUCCCACACUCCAUGUAUCACCCACCUUAUUACCAGUCUGGACCGUCAUCAUAUCAGCCGCUGUCUAGUACACCCCAGGACCCCUAUGCUGCGGGACCAUCUCAGCCCGCCGGACUUGCCUCCGACUAUGCUAGAUUGUAUGCAGGGAUACCCCCACCGGGCAUGGACCCUGUGGACCCUUAUCAUCCUUCCCACUUUCCUCCGACAACCAUGGUGGAUAGGAUGAUAUCCCAUGACAUCCAGUUUACCAUACUCUUCCGUAGGGUUCGAGAGCUUGAUGCCCAGUUAGCUGCGGUCCUUGCCGCUAUCACACCACCACCACCUGCAUCACCACAGCCACCAUUACCAGUGUCACCCCCUCCAUCACCACCACCACUACCACAGUCACCACCCCCUCCAUCUCCGCACUAG
This is a messenger RNA of Helianthus annuus (common sunflower), 735 nucleotides long. RefSeq names its product leucine-rich repeat extensin-like protein 5. The coding region runs from base 1 to 735 and encodes 244 amino acids. The transcript has a single exon. The record is from RefSeq and is a predicted model, not a curated record. Lineage: Eukaryota; Viridiplantae; Streptophyta; Magnoliopsida; Asterales; Asteraceae.